AUGGAGGGCUUUCAGAUCUCGGAGUGGUUCAACACGCUGAUAAUACCUGAUCUCAUCGACAGUGAUGAUGAUGAUGAAGACGAGGCCAACUCGCGAGACCCAGAUUACUUCACGAAGCUCGAAGGAACCAUGACCGUCAUUCAGACGGAAGGCUGUGACGGUGGCCGAGCAAUAUGGACCAUACAGUAUGAGAAGUUACCUGAUCUCAUCGAUAGUACUAGUGAUGAUGAUGAUGACAUCAAGGAUUCACGAUUCAUCAUGGACACUACUACAAGAUACUUUCAAGCGAUUGAUGAGAGAAUCUUCUCAAAUCCUUAG
Messenger RNA from Camelina sativa (false flax), 318 nucleotides. The record is from RefSeq and is a predicted model, not a curated record. NCBI's taxonomy places the organism in Eukaryota, Viridiplantae, Streptophyta, Magnoliopsida, Brassicales, Brassicaceae.